Stegastes partitus (bicolor damselfish) is the source of this 1852-nucleotide messenger RNA. It is a transcript of the gene cltb, whose product is annotated as clathrin, light chain B. The record is from RefSeq and is a predicted model, not a curated record. Gene Ontology annotation, molecular function: structural molecule activity; clathrin heavy chain binding. Lineage: Eukaryota; Metazoa; Chordata; Actinopteri; Pomacentridae. Bases 264 to 950 code for a protein of 228 amino acids. Gene Ontology annotation, biological process: clathrin-dependent endocytosis; intracellular protein transport. The transcript has 7 exons. Gene Ontology annotation, cellular component: plasma membrane; postsynaptic endocytic zone cytoplasmic component; synaptic vesicle membrane.
AUCACAGUGGCUGAACAAGUGAAGAAAUCAUGAAUCAUCAGUGAGGGCCUUAAAUCGAAGCUCAGAUUGUUUAUUUCAGACGAUGUGAUUGUUUGCCCCGUUGUUGGCAGCAGUUUAUUAAAACCGGCGUAGUACUCGGGUGAAGUAUUGAAGUUGUUUGUUUGAACGUUGCAGAACAAGUGGGCUAAUCUUUUUUGGUGGUUUUUAACUCCAGCUAGCUUAACCUACCAAGCUCAGUUUAAACUUGUGCACUUUUGUGAAAGAUGGCUGACAACGGAGCACACCCGGCUGAAGAGGACCCAGCCGCAGCUUUCCUGGCCCAACAGGAGAGUGAGAUAGCGGGGAUAGAGAACGACGGAGAGGGGUUUGGGGCGCUGGAAGGAGCCGGGGGUCAGGAGCCGUCUCCGCCGCAACCGGCCAACUAUGACGACUUCGGAGACGAGCCUGCCACGGUGAAUGGAGACAUGUUCCCGGAGUCCAAUGGGCCAACAGACAACUAUGCAGCCAUCGCCCAGGUGGAUAUUCAGAGGCAGGAGCCAGAAAGUUUACGCAAGUGGAGGGAGGAGCAGAAGACACGCCUUGAAGCAUUAGACUCGGCAUCCAAGGCGGCAGAGGCAGAGUGGAGAGAGAAAGCCAAAAAGGAGCUGGAGGAUUGGCAUGUACACCAGAAUGAGCAGAUGGAGAAGAACAAGGCCAACAACAGACUCUGUCCAAGUCUGGCACGGAUUGCUGACAAGGCUUUCUACAAACAGCCCAACUCUGAUGUUAUAGGCUUUGUGGCAUCCGAGGAGGCCUUCCUGGCGGAGAGCGACGGCGACAGCCCGGGGUCCGAAUGGGAGAGAGUAGCUCGUCUCUGUGACUUCAACCCCAAAACCAACAAGCAGGCGAAGGAUGUUUCUCGAAUGCGUUCGGUCCUCAUCUCUCUCAAACAGACGCCUCUAGCUCGCUAGAGGACGCCGCGGGGGGAGAAUUUUGUUGUAGAAACAUUGCCUUUUCACUUUUAAUCUCACAUUGCAUCAGAAGAAUUUGUAUACCCUUUUCCAUAAAACUCCUGGUAUGUUUAUAACCUUUAAAAAAAACAAAAAAACCCUCCUGCCUUUCUCGAUGCCUAAUAUAUUCAAGUAAUAUACUUAACCUGAGGCUCUUGUGAGACGAUGGACUGCUCAAUUGUUACAACAUCCUAUAGCUGGUCAGCUUCAUCACUGCUACACUUAAGAAAAUAUUGUUACUGUAAGUUCAACAUUUUCCUUUCCCCUUUAACUUAUAAAUUGUUAUUAGGUCAACUUUAUUGCAUGCCUGUGCCAAUAUUUUGGAUGCACAGAUUUUAGUUGUUUUAUAAAUUUGCAUUUUGGUCAAACACUUACUAAUGAAGCACUGCUGCGGAUUAGAUUGUAACCACGUAUGCCUCUCAUCGAUGUAGAAACACAAACACUUUGUUCACAUUUGUUGUAUUAUAUCCCCAAUAUUUAAGGUAGCUCGCAUACUUUUCUGUUACACAUAAAUAAGCUUGUGGCCUUUUUGAUCUAGCUCUUACUCCAGUUUGAGUAUUCAGCCAGAUGGAUUUUCUCUCCAAUUAGGCAAGAUUUUAGCAAAAAGAAGAAGAAAAAAAAAUCACAACCAAAGAUUUCUGCUAUCACCUAAAUUUCACAUGAUUUACGGCUUGUUUCUCAUUUUAGCGACUGAGUUACACCAACACAUUUUAGGUUUAUUUUAACAAAACAAUAAGCUGUCAAUUUCAACAGUGAUGUCUGCACAUUGUUUCACAUGUUGCCUAUUUGGACUCUAUGAAUACUGAAAAAGUGAAUGUUAAAAGGGAACUGGAAAAUAAAAACAGUGGAGUAUGAUCACCUCA